AUGUCUGUGAGGAAGGCGGCGGCACCGGGCCCUCAGGGGCACGGGAGGGAAGAAGAGGCGGCUCUGCUCUUCGAGAGGGUCCAUUACCGGCACGACCCGCGCUGGCUGCUGCCCGUGUCCCCGCGCCUCUGCCUGGCCUGCGUGCUGGAGCUGCUGCCCGAGCCCGGCGUGUCGUUGGUGCGCAAGAAGCAUGUGUUGUCCUGCUUCCGAGACGCCCUCGUGAGGCAUGCCUCACUGGUCACGCAGCAGGUGGCUCAGGACCAGAGAGUCUGCAUCCGCUUCAUAAGCAUACUUUUCGAAGUGUUAUGCAAUGUGGAAGAUGGAAGUGUAACAGACCUCUGUAUUGAAGUCCUCACCCAGCUUGUGACGCAACUGAAGCUGGAGCAGACCAUCCAUUGCCUGCUGGAUGAAUGCCACAAAGAGCUUCUUAACAUGCCCUCCAUGCGAGGCAGCCUGGCCACCCUGACUCUUCUCGGCAAGUUGGUGAAUGCCAUCCCUGCUUUGGCAGACAAGCUUGUAAUGGAGCAUGGCAACCUGAUGGAGCAUCUUUUGAGAGGUCUGGUAUACCCCAAUGAGGGGGUGCAAGCUUCCGUCUGUUACGUCUACGGGAAGCUGUACUCCUCACCAAUGGCAGCCGAGGUGCUUUCAGGCCACUUCCGAGAGAAGCUGUGUCCCCUCUUUCUUUCCACCCUGGACAGUGCCCAGACAAAGGAGCUACAGAUCAACUGCUUGGGUUUGCUGAGGCAGCUGCUGAAAUAUGAUCUCUUUGUGUCCAUGAUCAUGAACAAGUCUGCACUGGCAGAAAGUGCUGAGAGUGUUGAGGGGCCACCAAGAGAGACCUCACUUCCUUUGAUGCUCAAAAAGUUCCUCCUCUCUAGAGAUGAGACUCUGCAGGUGGCCAGUACCCAUUGUAUAACUGCGGUGCUCGUCCACUCCCCAGCGAAACAUGCCCCGGCCUUCAUCCAUGCCGACAUCCCAGAGUUCCUCUUUGAGCAUCUUUCCUCUUCCAGUGAAGUGCUUGUCUGGUCCGUCUACAACUGCUUGAUACUCUUGGCAGAAGAACCACUCUUCUUUUCCAAGUGCCACACGGUUUACGGGAUUGAGUCGGUGGUGAGGAGCCUCCAGGGAAGCCUGAAGAUGAACAAUGUGGAGCUGCACAAGCAGGGCCUGCUGCUCUUUGCUGAGAUCCUGACUCGGCAGCCAGAGGAGAUCAAGCUGUUCACGAGUUCAGCCACGUGCCGAGAUGCUGGCCGUGCCCUCCGGGAGGCAGUGAGCAGCCCCGUGCUAGAGGUGGCAGCAGAGGCCGUGAAGGCUACUUCUGCCUUUCUGAGGAAGGACCAUCAGAGCUCUCCACCAGUGCAGUACAGGGAGCUGCAGGCCCUGCUCGAAGCCAUGCUGGGCCGGUGUGCAGACCUUUCCCAGACCCCGCUGAACAGGAGGCCGCUGGGUCAUGCUUCCAGUAGAGAUUCAGAGAAGGCCAUUCUGCGAAGGGGAAAUUUCCUCCUGAGAACUCUGGAGGGAUUUCGAAAUGCCUGCAGGUUGGCUUUGGAAUUCCAGAGUGAGCCUUUAGCCCAGGAGAAUCCGUUCACAGCUCCUAGCGCUGAGAAUGAAGACACCUUGGGGGCCUUCUCAGAAUUUCUUCUCAGUGCCUGUGACUCCCUGUGUAUCCCUAUUGUGAUGAGGCACUUGGAGCAGGCCACCCACCCAGUCUUGAUGGAAGUUUUCAUCUCAAUUCUACACAGCCUCUUUGUCAUUGUUCCCCACAUGAAGGAGAAGUUCUCCAAGAAGCUUGCUGCCUCAUCCUUUAUACGACUGACUCUGGAGCUGAAGGCCAGAUUCUGCAGUGGCCUGAGACACUUGACCCUAAACCAGGUGUGUUCCAGUUUCCUUUGCUACAUGUGCCUCAACCUCCUUUCAGCUCCUGAGAAGACAGAACCACCUUCUCAAGAAGAACUCUCUGCAGUGUCUGAGCUCCUGCAGCAUGGGCUGCCCCAGAUAAGCAGCAGGGGCCCUGAAAGCCUUGUCUUCCUGUCAGAUCAACAGUAUGUGGAGGGAGCUGCUCGCCAGAGACAGUACUGCAUCCUGCUUCUCUUCUAUUUGGCCUACAUCUAUGAGGACAGAUUUGUUUCAGAGGCAGAGUUGUUUGUGGCCGUGCAAAGUUUCCUCCUGUCUCUGCGGGACCAGGGUGAGCAGCCCCCAUCAAUGGUCUUCAGAGCCUCUAUCUAUCUGCUUGCAGUCUGCCAGGACAAAGACAAGGCACUAGAUGAAUCUGUGGUUACUGCUGUGAGAACAUUCCUAGAGGGCAUCCUGGACCUGCAUCUGGUCUAUACCCACCACCCCCUCCUGCUCAAGCUCUUCCUGUUGUAUCCAGAACUGAUGAGUAGGUUUGGGCACCGUGUUCUGGAACUUUGGUUCUCCUGGGAAGAAAGUAGCUAUGAGGAGCUGGAUAACAUCUCCUCUGCUGGGCAGCCCACACUUUCUGCCAGCUUGAGAACCUUGUUCCACAUCAUCAGAAGCAGCCCCAGUGUCCUGCUCAUUUUGCUGGACCUUGUCUAUUCCAGCCGAGAGGACACAGCCCGCAAAGUGCUGAUAGUCCUGAGGAACUUCCUGAGGAGGAAUGAGGAUGUCCAAGUGAGUGGUCUCAUCCGAGGCCACUUUCUGCUGAUCCUACAGCGUCUGUUGGUAGAGCACGGGGCCUCCCCUUCCAAAGCUUCAGGGAACCUGCCAUUGCUGCUGAGCCUCCUCUUCUUAGUGCAGCUGAGGAACGAGUCAGAGCAGGAACUGGACAGCAUGGCCAUGAAGCUCCUUCACCAAGUGAGCGAACUGUGCGGGAAAUGCAGCCCCACUGAUGCGGACAUCCUACAGCCCUCCUUCAACUUCCUGUACUGGAGUCUUCACCAGACCACAUCGGGCAGUCAGAAAAGAGCUGCUGCAGUACUUCUGAGCAGCACGGCCCUGAUGGAGCUUCUGGAGAAGAUCCUGGCCCUCACUUGGACAGAGGUGGACUCUCCGGGGACGGCACUCCUCUGCUCUACCUGGCUGCUCACUGCCUCCUGCUCUGCCCAGCAGCAUAGUGGCAAUCUUCAGGUUCACCAGACACUGUCUGUGGAGCUGGAUCAAGUGCUGAACACUCUCAACUUUCCAAAGAAAAAGGCAGUUCUGCUUUCAGCUGCUAUCUUAUGCUUCCUGCGGACAGCACUGCAACAAGGCUUCUCCUCUGCCCUGGUGGCUCUGGUGCCCUCAGGUCCCCGGCUAGCAUCAGCUCCUGAGGACAGUGUCCUCGCUCCACUGAGAACAUCACAAGUGCUGUCCCUUGUCAUCAGGCUGCAGAACCUCCUGGUGCAGAAGGACCCUCUACUGUCCCAGAUCUGUGUUGGCUGCCUGGAGGCCUUGUUUGAUUACCUGCAUGCUCGGAGCCCAGAUGUUGCAUUCCAUGUGGCCUCCCAGCCCUGGAAUCGGUUUUUGCUGUUUACCCUCCUGGAUUCUGGAGAGAAUUCCUUCCUCAGACCUGAGAUCUUGAAGCUCAUGACCCUGUUUGUGCGGUUCCAGAGCAGCGUCCUCUCUCACGAAGAAGUGGGUCACGUUCUGCGAGAUGCGACUUUGGCUGAUCUCUCUAUGCUCUCAAGCAGCACACUUCAGGCUCUGCAUAGCUUCUUCCUCCAGGUCCAGAGCAUGGGCCUUCUGGCUGAUCCCAGCACUGCCCAGACCCUGCAGGCCUCCUUGGAGGGCCUCUCCCCAAGGGUCUCCUCCAUCCGCCCGACCCCGCAGGACAUGCUCUGCCUGGGAGGGGUGGCCGUAUCCGUGUCUCACAUCAGAGACUGACCCUCAGGGCUUGAAGGCCCAGAAACAGAAAGAACUGCGACCUGGAGACAAAGUCAGGGCCCAAUAUUUGAAGAAAUGGACAAGAAC
Choloepus didactylus (southern two-toed sloth) is the source of this 3909-nucleotide messenger RNA. RefSeq names its product meiotic double-stranded break formation protein 1 (gene MEI1). The transcript has 31 exons. The coding region runs from base 1 to 3822 and encodes 1273 amino acids. The record is from RefSeq and is a predicted model, not a curated record. NCBI's taxonomy places the organism in Eukaryota, Metazoa, Chordata, Mammalia, Pilosa, Megalonychidae. Gene Ontology annotation, biological process: meiosis I.